Molecule: messenger RNA, 3051 nt
Organism: Wasmannia auropunctata (little fire ant)
Lineage: Eukaryota; Metazoa; Arthropoda; Insecta; Hymenoptera; Formicidae
Exons: 2
Coding region: 1-3051 (1016 amino acids)
Biological process (GO): DNA integration
Molecular function (GO): nucleic acid binding
Source: RefSeq, a predicted model, not a curated record
AUGGAACGCAAAUUCAAGGCCGAACCAAAAUUCCGCGAAUUGUAUGCGGAAUUUAUGAGGGAGUACGAAACACUCCAUCAUAUGUCAAAGGUACCUCGAGAGUACGAACGAAGUCAAGGACAAACUUGCUACCUCCCUCACCAUGGAGUCUUCAAAACAUGCGGGAACGUGAGCAAGAUCCGAGUCGUGUUCAAUGGAUCAGCGCGCGGAUCCGCGAGCGUCUCAUUGAACGACAAAUUAUUGGCGGGACCAAACUUAUUGCCGAUGCUCGCCGAUGUCCUAGCUAGAUGGAGAAUUCAUCGCUUCGCAGUGGUGACGGACAUCGCCAAGAUGUAUCGGCAGAUCCUGGUGCACCCUGAUGACCGGGAUCUCCAACGGAUCCUUUGGAGAGAUAACCGCAACGAGAUAAUCCAGGAGUACCGUCUAAACACAGUUACGUACGGACUCUCGUGCGCGCCCUAUCUCGCUAUUCGCACCCUGCAACAGCUGGCGGAAGAUGAGGAGAGCCGUUUCCCCGCGGGAGCAAUGGCGCUACGGCGCGAUGUGUACGUUGACGACAUCCUAACCGGGGCAGACACGAAGACAGAGGCUCUCAACCUGCAGGACCAGCUGAUACAGCUCUGCUCGGCGGGCGGCUUUCCUCUGAGGAAGUGGGCGGCCAAUUCGGACGACCUCCUGAGCAGGGUGCCCGCGGACUACCAGCAGCUGCACGGACUGAGAGAGUGGGAACCCAACGAAGGUCACUCCACCCUGGGAGUCCAAUGGCAACCGCGCGACGAUGUCUUCGCCUUUCGCGUGCGACCGCACAACGACGGAGAUAUAACGAAACGCGUGGUGCUGUCGGAGACGGCGCGGCUCUUUGAUGGGAUGCGAGUCGAUUGGGACCAACCGCUGCGGGCCGAGGAUGCUCGUGCGUGGCAUCUUCUACGGAAGGAACUCCCACUGUUGGAGAACGUGCGCGUGCCGCGGUGGCUGCACACCGGGGACGGCAAUGCGCGCGUCGAGAUACACGGGUUCGCUGACGCGUCGGAACGAGCGUUCGCGGCAGUAACCUAUUUGCGAGUCAUCAACGAGGACGGCGGCUGUCAUGUCUCACUAUUGCAGGCUAAGACGAGAGUGGCCCCGCUGCGACAAGUGUCGGUGCCGCGCCUGGAGCUAUGCGCAGCAGCCUUGUUGGUGAAACUGGUGGAGCAUGUGCGCGAGGUCCUCGGUCUUUCAAUGGCGAGGAUCCACUUCUGGUCGGACUCCACGGUAACCUUGGCGUGGAUCCGUGGACACCCGACCAGGUGGACUACAUACGUGGCGAACAGGGUCGCAGAAAUACAGCGAGCCCUACCAGACGCCAUGUGGCAUCAUCUUCCGGGCGAGGAAAAUCCGGCCGACUGCGCGUCGCGCGGACUCUCGCCUCACGAGCUGCUGCAACACGCCUUAUGGUGGCAGGGCCCUGCUUGGCUAGGGGCAACGGAGGCCCACUUCACCGAGGCUCGAGACAAGACGGAGGAGGAGCCGGAGAUGCCGGAACAGCGAGCCUCUGUGCACGCGGCAACUGAGGUACUAGAAGAGGACCCGGUGCUGCUCCGCUUCGGCACCUUGCAUCGGCUGUUACGGGUAACGGCGUGGUGUUUGCGCUGGACGCGCACGCUGCGCCCCCGUGAAUCUGUUUUAGAGACCCUGACUUCACAGGACCUCCGGGAAGCGGAACGCCGGUGGAUCAAGGCGGUGCAAUCUACAUGGUUCUCGGCAGAACUAAGGGACUUGGGUCGCGGCAGAGCGGUGUCGCGACGGAGUGGCCUCCUGCCGCUCAACCCGUUCCUGGACGAGAAUGGCAUCCUUCGUGUUGGCGGGCGGCUGAGGCACGCGAUCCUCAGCGAAGACGAGAAGCACCCAGUAAUAUUACCACGCAACUCGUGGCUCACGGUCCUCAUGGUAGACUCCUUUCACCGCCGGGCGCUGCACGGCGGCGUGCAAUUGACGCUUGGCAUGAUACGCCAGAGGUUCUGGAUUCCGGGCGGCCGAGCAAUGGUAAAGCGGCGAAUCCAUCGGUGUAUGCCAUGCGUGCGAUGGCGGGCGGCAUCCCCGCACCCGCUCAUGGGAGAUUUGCCGCGACCCCGCGUCCGAGCGGCUCGACCAUUCACGCACACUGGCGUGGAUUACGCCGGGCCGGUGCUCUUACGCACGGCGAAGGGACGAGGACAGAAGGCGUAUAAGGGAUUCCUGGUGAUCUUUGUGUGCCUUGCCACACGGGCCGUGCAUCUGGAAGUCGCAUCGGACUACACGGCCGAGGGCUUCCUGGCAGCAUACCGCCGAUUUGUGUCGAGACGAGGACUCUGUGCGACGAUGCACAGCGACCAGGGCACGAAUUUCAUUGGGGCGGAUGCGCAACUGAAACGACUGCUCCAGCAAGCACUCCAGGACAGAAGCAUCGCGGACGCUCUUGCCAGUGACGGCGUGCACUGGCGGUUCAACCCACCCGCGGCACCGCAUUUCGGAGGCGUGUGGGAAGCCGCAGUGAAAUCGACGAAACAUCACCUACGGAGGGUAAUGGGAGAGGCCACCCUCACCUACGAGGAGCUGUCCACCUUCCUGACACAGAUUGAGGCGUGUCUCAACUCCCGACCACUGGCCGCCCUCUCGGACGACCCUGAAGACCUCACUGCCCUCACCCCGGGGCACUUCCUGGUGGGGACGGCGCUCCGCGCAGUCCCGGAGCCAUCGCUGACGGAGGAACCCAUCGGCCGCCUGACCAGGUGGCAGCUCCUCCAACAGAUGAGGGAUCACUUUUGGCAGCGGUGGUCCCGGGAGUACCUACAGUCCCUCAACACACGACCGAAGUGGAGGACAAAGGAUGUCAACCCCUGCGUCGGGGAUCUGUGCCUCGUGCGAGGCGAACAGACGCCGCCUACCAGGUGGCCCCUGGGGCGAGUGACGGCCACCCACCACGGGGACGACGGGCAAGUCCGAGUGGUCACCGUCCGCACGGCCACCACUACCUUGACCCGACCUACGCAAAAGAUAAUUCUUUUGCGUCUGGAUGACGCCCGCGAUAGCUAG